Molecule: messenger RNA, 5561 nt
Organism: Neopsephotus bourkii (Bourke's parrot)
Lineage: Eukaryota; Metazoa; Chordata; Aves; Psittaciformes; Psittacidae
Gene: ARID4A
Product: AT-rich interaction domain 4A
Exons: 23
Coding region: 1-3846 (1281 amino acids)
Biological process (GO): regulation of transcription by RNA polymerase II
Cellular component (GO): nucleus
Molecular function (GO): transcription cis-regulatory region binding
Source: RefSeq, a predicted model, not a curated record
AUGGACUUAAUUGCAGCAGAUGAGCCUGCCUACCUGACAGUGGGAACUGAUGUCAGUGCCAAGUACCGUGGUGCCUUCUGCGAGGCAAAGAUUAAGACAGUGAAAAGGCUUGUGAAGGUCAAGGUGGUCCUGAAGGGGGAUAACUCAACUCAGUUGGUGCAAGAUGACCAAGUGAAAGGACCUCUAAGAGUUGGUGCAAUGGUUGAAACCAAAAUGCCUGAUGGAUCCUUUCAAGAAGCUGUUAUCAGCAAGUUGACAGAUGCUAGUUGGUAUACUGUAGUUUUUGAUGACGGUGAUGAGAGGACCUUGAGACGAACUUCGUUAUGUUUAAAAGGAGAAAGGCACUUCGCAGAAAGUGAGACACUUGAUCAACUGCCACUAACCAACCCAGAGCACUUUGGAACUCCAGUUAUUGGGAAAAAGUCUAAUAGAGGAAGAAGAUCUUCUCUUCCUGUUACUGAAGAUGAAAAGGAAGAAGAAAGCAGUGAAGAAGAGGAUGAAGAUAAAAGACGUCUAAAUGAUGAAUUGCUUGGUAAAGUUGUGAGUGUGACUUGCAGUUCUGAGAAGACAGACUGGUAUCCGGCUUUGGUUGUGUCUCCCAGCUGUAAUGAUGACGUCACAGUGAAAAAGGACCAGUGUUUAAUUCGAUCCUUCGCAGAUUCCAAAUUUUACUCAGUAGCAAGAAAAGACAUUAAAGAACUGGAUGUUCAAAACUUACCAAAAUCUGAGUCCUCUCCUAAAAAAGGGCUACAGGAGGCAAGCAUGUUUCUCAGCACUAAGAUUGUUCCUCGGAACUGGAAAAUGGAUAUAAGUGAAAUCCUAGAGUCCUCGAGCAGUGAUGAGGAAGAUGGAGCUGCUGCAGGAACUGAUGAAGAGGAAUUAAAAAGGGAAGAGAAAACUGAAGAAGUAGUGCCUGAGGAAGAGCUUGAUCCUGAAGAGAGGGACAACUUCCUCCAACAGCUUUACAAGUUUAUGGAAGACAGAGGUACUCCUAUCAAUAAACCACCUGUUCUGGGCUACAAGGACCUUAAUCUCUUCCAACUUUUUAGACUAGUGUAUCAGCAGGGUGGGUGUGACAAUAUUGAGAGUGGUGCUGUAUGGAAGCAAAUUUAUAUGGACCUUGGCAUUCCUAUUUUGAACUCGGCUGCUUCCUACAAUGUAAAAACUGCUUAUAGAAAGUAUCUUUAUGGUUUUGAAGAGUAUUGCCGUUCUGCAAACAUUCAGUUUAGGACCAUCCAUCACAAUGAACCAAAAGUAGUAGAAGACAUAAAGAAACGUAUGGAACCAAUGGAGGAAAGUGUGAAGGAGGAACAAAAAAUGCCCCCAACAGAAGUUAAAAAAGAAGCAGAAGAAAAUUAUUCCAGCAGCGAAAGUGAAAAAGAAGAACCAGAACUAAGAUCCCCAAGGGGACGAAGAAGACUUACCCGUGAUGCAACCCCAGCUAAAAAAGAUAGUGAAGAGGAUAAAACACAAGACAAAUUAAAAGACAGUAACAAGGAAAAUAAAGAUAUAGAGGAAAUCCCUGAGAAUGCAGAGAAGAAAGAAAAUGAAACUCCACUAGGGAGAAAAAGUACACCAAAGCAAAAAGAGAAAAAAAUUAAAAAACAGGAGGAUUCUGACAAAGAGUCAGAUGAAGAGGAAGAGAGGCAGAGGGAGAGGGAGGAAAUUGAGAACAAAGGAGAAUCAGAAUGUGAAGAGGAUGAGGAGGAUGCAGAACCCUGCCUGACUGGAACCAAAGUGAAAGUAAAAUAUGGACGUGGAAAGACUCAAAAAAUCUAUGAAGCCAGUAUUAAAAGCACAGAAAUUGAUGAUGGAGAAGUUUUAUAUUUAGUUCACUACUAUGGUUGGAAUGUAAGAUACGAUGAAUGGGUGAAAGCUGAUCGGAUUAUCUGGCCUGUGGACAAAGGAGGACCAAAGAGAAAACAGAAGAAAAAAACAAAAAAUAAAGAAGACAGUGAGAAGGAUGAGAAGAAGGAUGAGGAGAAACAAAAAUCAAAGCGUGGGCGACCCCCUCUGAAAUCUACUCUUCCAUCCAACACGUCCUGCAGUUUAUCCAAAACACCUACUAGUGAAGGUAAAUCAGGAGCCAGAAGUGCACGGAACAACUUGUCAGAUUCCUCACCAUUACCAAAUGGAACAGAAGACUCUGGCUCUUCUGACAGUGAAGCAGAUGAAUCAUCUGAAAAGAAUCUGAAUGAAGAAUUUUCUCCAGAAACUUCAGAAUUGGAUAAAAGUGAAAAGCUACAUGAUGAGAAGCUAGAUGAAGAAAACCCAAAGAUUCCUCAUGCACUGAAAGAAAAUGACAGGACUCAAGUACAGCCACUAGAAACACUGAAACUGGAAGUUGAAGAAAGUGAACAAAUUGUUCAGACUUUUGGAAAUAAAACAGAGCAAACAGAAGAAAUCAAAAGAGAGGCUGAAAAAUCACCUAAAAGUAAAGGGAGAAGGAGCAAGACAAAAGAUCUGUCUUUAGAGAAUGCCAAGAUUUCACCAGGAAGCCAAGAAGAGGUUGCAAAUGAACCUCUUGCAGAACCUGAAAGAUUAGACAUGUCUUCUUUGGACUGUAAAGAAAUUUCCAGCACUACUGAAAGUGAAAUGGAACCUUCUACAAAAGAUAAGAAGCUUUUGAAAAGGAAAACUUUAGAACAGGCAUCACCUGAAAAGAGAAAUCGACGACAGAGUGAGAUGGAAGUGCCAAAUAUUGUAUCUGAAGAGAGGACCAAUGAAUGUACUGGAGCAGAAGAAUGUAGAGGGCUGAAUGCUGAAGAGUCCCUCAGAACGGAAAAUGAGGAAAUGCCAUCGCUGGUGGCAGAAUCGGUUCAGCACACUCAAGAGCUGAGAAAUGACAUCUCUGAAUGUCCUUCUGAAGAAAAUGAGAAUGUUCCCUUAAAAGAUGAGGAUGAUGCAAUGCCUCAGAUUGGUCCUGAAACACUGCUGUGCCAUGAAGUAGACUUGGAUGACUUGGAUGAAAAGGAGAAAAGCAGUAGUGAAGACAUCAUAUCAGAAAAGCCAGGUCCUAAUGCUUCAAAUCCAAAUCUGUCUGCCUUACCCGCUGCCAUCCAGUCAAGCUUUUCAGUGAUCUCGCCUCUUACGCUUAGCCAGGAUGAAUCACGCAGUAUCAAGAGCGAAAGUGACAUGACGAUUGAAGUCGACAGUGUGGUGGAAGAGUCUCAAGAAGGUCUCUGUGAAAGCGAGUCUGCUAAUGGAUUUGAAGCCAGUACUACAUCAAGCACCUGUAGUCUAUCUGUGCAAGAAAGAGAGAUUGGAGAGAAAGGUCAAAAAAGACCCAGUGAUAGCAAUAGUGGAACACUGGCAAAAAAACAAAAGCGUACCCCAAAGCGAACAAGUGCUGCAGCCAAAAAUGAAAAGAAUGGAACAGGACAAAGUAGUGACAGUGAAGAUCUUUCUGUCCUAGACAGUUCAAGUAAAUGUACUCCUGUAAAACACAUAAAUGCAUCCAAACCACAGAAGAUUUCCCGAUCACCUGCAAGAGUCAUUUCGCCUCACAUCAAAGACGGAGAGAAGGAUAAACACAGAGAAAAACACCACCACCAGAAUGCUUCAUCUAGAGUAUACAAAUGGAGUUUCCAGCUCAAUGAACUAGACAAUAUGAGCAGCACUGAAAGGAUCUCCUUCUUACAAGAAAAACUACAGGAAAUACGAAAAUACUACAUGUCCUUGAAGUCAGAAGUAGCAACCAUAGACAGGAGAAGAAAACGAUUAAAAAAGAAGGACAGAGAAGUGUCACAUACAGGAGCAUCCAUGUCAUCUGCUUCAUCAGACACUGGAAUGAGUCCAUCAUCAUCUUCUCCUCCACAGAACGUGCUUGCUGUAGAAUGCAGGUGAUGCACGUUUCUCUGCCUUGCCAGCAUCUUGCUGCCAUGGACAUGUAUCCUGAAAUACAACCACAGAAAGCACUCAACUGCUUUGACAUUGCCAAGUAUAUUCUGUACACACUUCCACUGCUGGGACUGUACCUGUUCUUCCCUCCUACUCCCUUCUUUUGUUUAAUUUACUGUUCAGAGAAAUUAAGCUCAUUGGUAAUUGAAGGUUUGUAGGCACAAUGUGACAUGCUUGUCAUUGUGUUUGGUUUUGUUUUGUUUUUAUUAAUGCAGAGAAAGGGCACUUAUCAAAUUUGAAAAGUUAUAUCCAAUGAAGCAUUCAGGUGUUCUAGGGAGCUCUUAGAAAAGCAAGUGCACCAAGCAGACAUGAGAGUAUUAUCAAAAAGAAUUGAGUAACUGCUGCACUUUCGCCGAGCUGUACAUUAACUCUUGGUGAGUAGUUCCUUUUUGUGGAAGCACUUGCUAUGCAGAACUGCCAAAGUACGUGUUCAGCAAUGUGCCCAGUUUUAAAGGUGUAAAUGGGACAAAAUAAAUUGUGAAAGGAAGUGUAGUUGACUGAAAACUACAGUUGUAAUAAGUCUUCCACUUUUUAUAGGAUUUUUGAGCACACAAUUAUGCAAAUAUUUUAAUGUUUAUUAAUGUUUACAGUGGAAUUGUGAAUAGGUUUUCAGUGGACUAUCUUAUCCCUUGACAAAAAUAUUUUGUCUUUUUUCUAUGUAAUUUCAGAGUUUUUAUUUUGUUACAAAAAGACGAAAAAUGAAAUAUAUAACAACAGUGAAGUUAUUUAACAAGAUUUCUAAAGCUGAAAUUUUUGUGUAAAAUAAGGUAUCUUGCAACUUGUUAAAUAUAUUUAUUCAGACAUUGGAUGUUGUAUUUUUAUGUAUUUUUUAAAAUAUUAAUAAAAUUAGAAAAAAAAAAUUCUAGGUCACUUCACUCAUUCGAUAAAACAUAUGUAUCAGUUACAGCUGUUAAGGAUGUUUUAUCCAGUAGCCAUGCCUGUAUUUCAAAUGGGUCUGUUGAUGUAGCAUCCACAACAUAGGUCUGUCUGCAGGCAUCUGGGUAAAACUAUGACUUUAUUUGGAAACUUUGGCAGUCCUAGUACUUAUGUUGUUUUGAGGAACAAAAUUUAUUGGGUUGCCCUUAAGAUACUUUGUCACAAGUUCUUAUGUUUGCUGUACUGCCGAAUGGAUUUGCAUCUCCCAAAGUCGAGAUGCAACAAUAAAGUAAAGCAACUGUGUAUGCUUUGUCUGUGGAUUGUCCCACGGACAGAAAGUUUGUAAAUAACUCUUCCAAACCCAUGUAUUUAAAACAGUUUGCAUAUACAUUAUGUAUAAAAGUGAUUUUUUUAUCAAUUUUUUUAUUCAUGUUUGUACAUUGAAAGGGGUUCUUAACCCCUUUUUCUGUGUUAAAUAUACUGUAGAGUAAUAACAUAGAUGCUCUAGACUGUAUAUCGGGAUAUUCUGGUUCACAUGGCAGAAGGUCAGAACGAAACACUAGUGAUGGCAUAGCAUUACUAAAGUUGAUGUUUCUUGAAAUCUCAUUUUACAACAUUUGUCAACUUGUGAUUCCAAUUUCUUCCAUUUUUGCAGAAAAUUAAAGAAAAAGUACUCUUGUAAAUGCACUUUUUCUGUCUUUUCUUAAGCAAAGCAGAACUAUUUCAAUGUAAGAUAAAUAUGGAGCUCUCUAGACAGCAUUAAUAAAGGCCAUGUUUUAAACAUA